AGCCGUGUGGGCAGAGGCGGGCUAUAUAAGCGGCUAGGCGGGCCGCCGCGGGGUACACGGCGACAGCGACAGCGACCGCGACAGGGGCGGCAGGGAGCCUCUCGAAGCAUCGCCGAGCAGCGCAGCGCAGCCCCGCGCCCCCCGACGGGCCCGCCCGCCCGCUAUCCCUCUCCAGCAGCGUCGGCUCGGGCCAGCGAGGCCCGCCGCCACCCCGCAGCAGAUUUGGAUCCCCCGCCCGGAGAGCCCCAGGCUGUCGCCUCCCGGGGGACCCCGGAGCCGCGGCCGCCCCCGGAGAGCCCGGGCGCCCCGCCACCCCCCGGCUCCGCACCCGCCGACGGCGCCAUGGCGGCCGCCAAGCCCGGCGAGCUCAUGGGCAUCUGCUCCAGCUACCAAGCGGUGAUGCCACACUUCGUGUGCCUGACCGAUGAGUUCCCGCAGCCGGUGCGGCCCGCCAAGCUGCCCAAGGGCAAGGGCCGGCUGCGGCGGCCACGCCAGUCCCGCUUCAAGACGCAGCCGGUGACCUUCGACGAGAUCCAGGAGGUGGAGGAGGAGGGGGUGUCCCCGAUGGAGGAGGAGAAGGCCAAGAAGUCGUUCCUGCAGAGCUUGGAGUGCCUGCGCCGCAGCACGCAGAGCCUGUCGCUGCAGAGGGAGCCGCUCGGCAGCUGCAAACUGAGGAACAGCCUGGACUCCAGCGACUCCGACUCGGCCCUGUGAGGCGGUAGCCCGCUUGGGGACUUGCUCCACCGCCAAGCGCCGGGAAACAGAGGGAGCAUCCGGAGGGGACCCGCUCCCCAGGCGGCCCCGACCACCCGGGGUCAGCUCCCCUCACUCCUUGGGACUGUAGCCCGGCUGCGGACCCACCGGGGUCCCGAAGAGCGUUCGGGGACGCCAGGGAGGGGAGUCGCUUUCUUUGCCCUUGUAAAUGUUUAUUUUUUAACUCUUUCCCAGUCCGAACUCUGCUGUGAGUGUGCGCGGGAGGCGGCUCCGCUGAGUCGGCUCGUCGCCGGGGGUCGCCGAUGCAAUUCGGAUUCUGCACACCGCUCCACUGUGCCCCACCUCCAGCGCACACCCGUUCACACUCACGCCGACACUUUCGCUGAACACUUUUUAUAAUUGUUGGGCUAACUGAGGGGACUUGGGGCGCAGCGCGGCUGCUGCUGCAGCCGAGGAUUGAUAUUUAUUUUUGCAUUGCAAUAGCUGAAGGCGUUUUAUUUAACGGUCUUUUUACCUGGAUGUUGUCUGUGAGGAGUCUAAAUGGACACAAAUAAAGCCAAUAUAUUUACACUGUGCA
This is a messenger RNA of Mus musculus (house mouse), 1291 nucleotides long. Its product is annotated as predicted gene 13889. The record is from RefSeq and is marked validated. NCBI's taxonomy places the organism in Eukaryota, Metazoa, Chordata, Mammalia, Rodentia, Muridae. Bases 343 to 714 code for a protein of 123 amino acids. Gene Ontology annotation, cellular component: cytoplasm. The transcript has a single exon.